This is a messenger RNA of Fraxinus pennsylvanica, 990 nucleotides long. NCBI's taxonomy places the organism in Eukaryota, Viridiplantae, Streptophyta, Magnoliopsida, Lamiales, Oleaceae. The record is from the annotation of a GenBank genome assembly.
AUGAACCUUCCCUUAAAGGGCAUCUUGGCCUUCAGUACCGGACGUGAUAAUCCUGUUAUGGUUGCAGCUAAUGGACCUUUCUAUCCCCGGGAUUGCGUGGUUACAGAACCACCAGUCACACGUUUGGACUACGUUAGAGACAGUUGGAUGAACCACACAGAUAAAUUCCUACAUACGUUUCCAGGGAAUCUGUAUAACCCAGUCCUCAUGGACACUUCCAGAACUCAUCAUUCCAUGCAGAUGCUUCAACAACCCGAUUCAACCCCAGAGGCAAGGGUGAUUGUCGAGGAUCCAGGUGUUAAGAAGGAAGAUGUCCCUGCCAAGAAGAGAUCAGUUGCUGCUGUUCCAAAACUCUCCAAGGGGAAGAAGUCAAAGAAAGGUCCUUCUUUGCCUAAGGAAAUUGGUAACUCCUCUGUUCAGCGUGCUAAAACUUCAAAGAAGAAUGUAGACAUUAUAAUAAAUGGAAUUGAUAUGGAUAUUUCUGGUAUUCCAAUUCCCAUUUGCUCAUGUACCGGCACUCCCCAACAAUGUUAUCGAUGGGGAUUUGGUGGUUGGCAGUCAGCCUGUUGCACCACAACCAUAUCAAUAUAUCCCUUGCCAAUGAAUACGAAAAGACGUGGAGCAAGAAUUGCUGGACGGAAGAUGAGUCAGGGUGCUUUCAAGAAGGUUUUGGAGAAAUUCGCAUCAGAAGGCUAUAACUUUGCUAACCCAAUUGAUCUGAAGAUGUACUGGGCAAAACAUGGUACCAACAAGUUUGUGAUCAUCAGUGUCGCGCGACACUGUGGCGAACGGCAUCGUCGCGUCGCGACGCUGCUCCAUUCAGUGGCAAUGAAGCGUCGGACCCCGCGAAAGGAACAGCGUCGCGCGCCGCUGGCGUUCCUGAAAGGAGCAGCGUCACGAGAUGUGUGCCUUUCGUGGGGCACAUCAGCGUCACUGAAUGAAGCAGCGUCCUCGAAGGCGCAGCACAUCAGCGAUGAAACCACUGCUUGA